ACAUGACGUCGUUUCCUCCUUCCUUUUCACGCUUCCCCUGUAGCGUGGCCGCUGCUUGUUCCCCUCUCUCUUGGGUGCGGGACUUUUAGAGACGAAAUUUAAUGCCGGGAUUACUUCAAAACGGAGAAAUGGAGAGCGGAGUCGGCAAGAAGAAGAAAAUAUCUGAAACUCCCACACCCAAGAAGAUGAAAAGAAAAAUCCACAAUGGGGAAACAGAAGAACCAGAUUUUGAGCAAGUUUCUAAUAUCAAUGAAGAAGUGACCGAAGACUGUAAUAACAAUAAACAGACACCGAAACAUAAGAAAAAGAAGCAUGCCAAAAAAGAGCGUUCUCCUGAAGCAGCUGAGCAAAUAGACGAGGAGCAGGAAGUCACCAAAGCUCCUAAAGUCAAGAAAUCAAAGAAGAAAACGCCAAAAAUCGAGCAGGAAGAAUCAGAACAGCAAAACACAGCAGAAUCUGAACCACAGAUCAACGGCAAAAAGAGUGGUAAAAAAUCCAAAGCGGAGAAAACCUCAACGACUGAGAAUGGAGAAGUACAAUCCACAAAUAACGACGCCCCACAAGCAAAGAAAAGGAAAACGGAGCCAGAGGCAGAGGCGAACGCGGAGGAAACCAAAUCGGAUGAUGAGGAGACUGCCUUGGAAAAAAAGGACGGCGACUUUUCUAAUUAUCCUAUUAGUGAAGAAACCAUUACAAAUCUGAAGGCAAAAGGAGUGACUUACCUGUUUCCUAUUCAAGCCAAAACCUUCCAUACUGCUUACAGUGGUAAGGAUGUUGUAGUCCAGGCUCGCACUGGUACUGGCAAAACCUUCUCAUUUGCAAUCCCUCUGAUUGAAAAACUAAUCCAGGACAAAUCCCCAUUGGUGCAAGGACGACCCCCCAGGGUGCUUAUCCUCACACCCACCAGAGAACUGGCAAUCCAGAUAACGAAUGAAGUUCGCAGCAUCUCUAAAAAGCUGAAGACCUGUUGUUUCUAUGGAGGGUCUCCUUACCAGCAGCAAGUAUUUUCCAUAAAAACUGGGAUUGAUAUCCUGGUGGGGACUCCUGGCCGUAUAAGAGAUCUCAUCCAGAACUAUAAGCUGAAUCUGACCGUUCUGAAACACGUGGUCUUGGAUGAAGUAGACAUGAUGUUUGACAUGGGGUUUUCUGAGCAAGUUGAAGAAAUAUUAUCUGCUCGUUAUAAAUCUGAUCCAGAUGAUAAUCCUCAGACCCUUCUCUUCUCUGCGACCUGCCCCGAUUGGAUGUAUAAUGUUGCUAAGAAAUACAUGAAAAAAGUAUAUGAAAAAAUUGACCUUGUUGGACACCGUAGUCAGAGGGCUGCCAUCACUGUGGAGCACUUGGCCAUUGAGUGUAACAGAUACCAGAAACCAGUCGUCCUUGGUGAUGUCAUCCAGGUGUACAGUGGAAGCCAUGGAAAAACAAUUGUCUUCUGUGACUCCAAGUUGGAAGCUCAUGAAUUGUCAACAAACUGCGGCUCAUUAAAGCAGACCGCCAAAGCAUUACAUGGAGAUCUUCAGCAAAAGGAGAGGGAAGUCAUCUUGAAAGGCUUUAGAAGUGGCUCUUUUAAUAUAUUAAUUGCAACCAAUGUCGCUGCCCGUGGUCUAGACAUUCCAGAAGUGGAUCUCGUUGUGUUAUAUUCUGCACCAAAGGAAGCCGAUUCUUACGUCCACCGUUCAGGACGCACAGGCAGAGCAGGACGCACAGGAAUCUGCAUUUCCCUUUAUGAAUCCAGAGACAGAUAUUACUUGAACAAUGUUGAGAGAAGUACGGGGAUCACCUUCAAGAGAGUUGGAAUUCCAUCCGUAUUGAAUGUGGCCAAGUCAUCCAGUGCUGAUGCCAUCAAGUCAUUGGACUCUGUCUCGGCUGAUGUCAUUGAACAGUUUAAAACAUACGCAGAGGAGCUCAUCGAGAAGAAAGGGGCUGUCAAUGCAUUGGCAGCAGCGUUGGCUCAUAUGUCUGGGGCUUCAUCCCUGAAGCAGCGAUCACUUCUUAACAUGGAGCCGGGCUUUGUUACAGUGCUAUUGGAGAGUUCAGUGGCCAUCCACACCCUUUCUUAUGUUUGGCGUUCCAUUAAAGAGCAAAUGGGAGAAGAUAUUGAUUCAAAAAUACACAGAAUGUGCCCACUAAAGAACCUCAUGGGAGCGUGUUUUGAUGUAAAGCCAGAAACUCUUAAGGCAAUGCAGGACGCCUGGGGCAGCUCAAGACGCUGGAAGUUUUCAGUCGCAACAGAAUUACCCGAACUUCAGGAGUCAAAGAGUGACAUGGAAGGCUCCCGCGGCAGAGGUUUUGGAGGCAGAGGAGGAGGAGGAAGAUCUUUUGACAGAAGACGUGGCGGCAAUAACAGGAAUUCAUCCCAGAGAGGAGGAAACAGACGUGGAGGCUUUAGAAGGCGCUGAUGGAUGCCACAAUUUUUUUUUAUAACUUAUUCUCUCAAGAACCAGCGAUGCUUUGUUGAGUUUGACAGGACGUGAGUUGAUAAAUCUGCCACUUUAUUUCAUGCCAUGUAAAGCUGUGUACCCCUGCCCUUAUUAAAACCAUAUCUUAGAGUAAA
Bufo bufo (common toad) is the source of this 2551-nucleotide messenger RNA. RefSeq names its product DExD-box helicase 21 (gene DDX21). The record is from RefSeq and is a predicted model, not a curated record. Lineage: Eukaryota; Metazoa; Chordata; Amphibia; Anura; Bufonidae. Gene Ontology annotation, molecular function: helicase activity; ATP binding; RNA binding. The transcript has 17 exons. The coding region runs from base 102 to 2396 and encodes 764 amino acids.